This is a messenger RNA of Lepisosteus oculatus (spotted gar), 7984 nucleotides long. It is a transcript of the gene eif2ak3, whose product is annotated as eukaryotic translation initiation factor 2-alpha kinase 3. Gene Ontology annotation, biological process: protein phosphorylation. Gene Ontology annotation, cellular component: cytoplasm; nucleus. NCBI's taxonomy places the organism in Eukaryota, Metazoa, Chordata, Actinopteri, Semionotiformes, Lepisosteidae. The record is from RefSeq and is a predicted model, not a curated record. Gene Ontology annotation, molecular function: eukaryotic translation initiation factor 2alpha kinase activity; protein binding; ATP binding.
CAGCUUGGAUUUUAUUGUUCACAUUACAUCAAUGGCAAUGGUAUUAUAUUGUGGAGUAACAAUGUGGGUUUACCAGGAUCUCAAUUUCAAUUUACACAUCUAUUCCUGUCGGUCUAAGUACAGGUUAAAUACAAAAAAUGAGGUGCCUUUGUGCUAGAAUUUCAGAGCUGAAAACCUUCAAUUUGGCAAUAAAAAGUAAUUUCAACUAUUCAAAAGGGGAUGUCCUCUACUUCUUGAUUAUGUCCUGGUUUAAGAUGCUUGUACAACUGUUGACAAUGUCACGGAGUGAGCUGUAACCGGCAGUUUUCAGGUUAAAAAUGCUCUGAAGCGCAGAAUGUCCCCAGCGGGCUCCGGUAAGAGCUCAAUGGCUCCCCCAGCAGCAGCCCUCUACACUCUGAAACGGCCACGUAUGAAUGUUUCCAUCGCCGCACCCGCUAGCCAAUCAGAACCCGCAACCCCGGAGGCACAGUAACGAAUCCCUUCUGUAGUAACUCUCCCAUAGCAACGAAUGUGAUCGACAGCUCUUGCCGUCCAACCAGCAGCUUCUUGUGGUUUCGCGGUCAGGCUAAACGCACCACUCUCCGCCAGGGGUAAACGGUACUCUCCUCUCGAUUGGCUGCAACGUGUCCAUAACCAACCAAUCAGCCCCUCAGUUUCUACCGACAACACCGCCCAUUGUUCCCAUCCGAGUAGGCUGGGCUGUCAAGUCCACGACCAAUAGAGUGAUAUUGACAGGACAGAGGACCAAUCACCUCUAUUGUUUGGAGGGCUGAACUGCCGGCUGGAGUCCUUGUUUGAGUGACAUUUCCUUGCGCCAACUGGGAGGAGAUGAGUACAUCGGUGACUGGGAUUGACAAAGAUGCUGCCCGAUAGGAGUGCUGCAAUCUGUAUUUACCUGGAACGAACGUGCAUCUCCGUCCAAUGCGUGUGUGGAGACAGGGUGGGCUGAGCGUUGCUAGGGCAGUCUCGCCGUCAAGUAUAAAGGGAAUAAUAUGGGGCUCUAGUGGCUGUUCAUGUUUACGUUAAGGAAGGAGGUGGGAGGGAGAGGAAGAACUUGCCUUUAGUACUGUAAAUAAUUUCAACUUUGAUAUCGUGGUGUCUUUUUCCGUCCCUGUGCCCGAUCGCUCAUUUUCCCUUCACUAAUGUACCACUCCUACAAAUGGAAAAGGGGUCUCAGCUUGCAAACGUGAGCCUUUCCCUCCUGCUGCUCUUGCUGCUGCUCCGGGCACACGGUCCUGUCGGGGGCCAGCCGGACACCGACACCGCCGCCGCCGCGGGGCCGCAGGCGGCCGAAGAUGGUCCGGGUGGAAUGGAGCGGGGCCUGGAAAGCGUCGGGGCUGCCUCGGCUCUCGGCGAUGUGACCGUGGAGGACGACGAGACCGGGGGAGCCGGCGAGGGCGACGAGUCGUCGGGGGAGACUGGCGGAGACGACAAGCUGAAAAGGUCUCUGGUGAUCAUCAGUACCUUGGACGGGCGGAUCUCGGCCCUGGACCCAGAGAAUCAGGGCCGGAAGCAGUGGGACCUGGACAUGGGUUCAGGCUGCCUGGUCUCCUCCAGCCUCAGCAAGCCAGAGGUGUUUGGGAAUAAGAUGAUCAUCCCAUCCCUGGAGGGUGCGCUGUUCCAGUGGGACCGGGACCGGGAGAGCAUGGAGUCAGUGCCCUUCACGGUGGAGUCCCUGCUGGAGUCCUCCUACCGCAUCAGGGAGGACACGGUGCUCGUCGGGGGCAAGUCUCUCACCACCUAUGGCCUGGGCGCCUACAGUGGCAAGCUGCGGUAUAUCUGCUCGGCCGUGGGCUGCAGCCGCUGGGAGGAGGAGGAGCUGGAGCCGGAGGAUGUGUUGCUGCUGCAGAGAACACAGAAGACCGUGCGGGCGGUCGGGCCCCGCAGCGGCAACGAGAAGUGGAACUUCAGCGUGGGGCACUUCGAGCUAAAGUUUGUGCCUGCGGUGCAGACGGCGGUGAACUACCUGGAGGGAGAGCCAGCUGGCGGGGGGGCGUGGCGAGAGGGGCAGCGCGUGAUCUGUGAGGAUGACGAGCCCAAGGCUGAGACCAGGGACCUCGUCAUCAAAGUGUCCGUGCCUGACUGGAAGGUCAUGGCCUUCAGCAACAAGCCAGGGGGGCAACUGGUGUGGGAGCAUCAGUUCUGCACCCCCAUAGCCUCAGCCUGGCUGGUCCGAGGAGGGAAGGUGAUCCCCAUCAACCUGUUUGACGACACCAGUUACACCUCGCGCCCUGACUCUGUGCUGGAGGAAGAGGAGGAAAUUGUGGAGGCUGCUCGUGGUGCCACUGAAUCUAGCAUCUACCUGGGCAUGUUCCGGGGACAGCUCUACCUGCAGUCCUCUGUCCGAGUCUCGGAGAAAUUCCCCACCAAGUCCAAAGCCCUGGACAGCCGAAGCUCUGACAACAGCAUCAUCUCCCUGCCCACUGUCAAGUGGAAGCCUCUGAUCCAUUCGCCCUCGCGGACCCCGGUGCUGGUGGGCUCCGAGGAAUUUGACAAGUGUCUGAACAACGACAAGUUCUCCCACGAGGAGUACAGCAACGGAGCCCUGUCUGUCCUGCAGUAUCCCUACGACAAUGGGUACUACUUCCCGUACAGCAAGCGCUACCGCGGGCGGCGGGAGGCAGCGGUCAGCCUCCUUCCUGGGGACACGUCGCCGAGGGAGCCACGCAGGAAGGACCCGGUGCUGCUGCUGCCCUGGUGGAAGGAGAUCCUGGGCACCAUUGUCUUCUGCAUUGCUGCUACCACUUACAUUGUCCGCAAGUUUUUCCACCCAUCGGCUGUGCAUGUGCGGCAGAGGAAGGAGUCCGAGACACAGUGUCAGACUGACAGUAAGUUUGAAUCGGAAUCGGAGGACCCCAAGGAGGUGGUUAUCACAGACAACCGGAGCAGUGGUUACGUGUCCAGGUACCUGACAGACUUUGUGCCAGUGCAGUGUCUGGGCCGAGGGGGGUUUGGAGUUGUAUUUGAGGCACGGAACAAGGUGGACGACUGUCACUAUGCUAUCAAGAGGAUACGUCUGCCGAACAGGGAGCAGGCCCGGGAGAAAGUGAUGAGGGAGGUGAAGGCCCUGGCCAAGCUGGAGCACCCUGGCAUCAUCCGCUACUUCAACGCCUGGCAGGAGAGCCCCCCUGAGGGCUGGCAGGAGGAGAUGGACCAGCGCUGGCUCAAGGAUGCCAGCACCACAGACUGGCCGCUCAGCUCCCCAGAGCAGAUGGAGGCGCUAUCCGUGAAAGUGCCCGUCUCCAAGCCCUUGACCCAGGACAUUUCCUCAGCAGAGGGGGCAGGAGGUGAUAGUCUCAGUAUCCGGAUAGAUGGGCUGCCCUCUCUCUCCCACGGGAUGUUCUCGCCCAACGCCUCUGCAGCAGGAGACGAGGGCUGUGGGGAGCCCAGCGAGGCCAGCCAGCUGCACGGUUAUGACAGCUUCCUCUCGGAGGGGGACAGCCAGGCCGACCCCGAGGUCUCCGACUCGCCGCACUCCUUUGAGCUGUGUAACCCCUGCGCCCCCGAGGACUGCAGCUCCUUCUCGGACGAGAUUGUGUUUGAGGACUCGGGCUGCGACGACACCUCGGAGCCCGCCGAGCCCGGCAGCCACGGCACCCUGACGGAGCGACCCAGCUCGGAAUCCCGGACCCAAACACACGGGCCCAAUCCCACCUCCCUCUCCGGCUCCCCUCCGCGGCCCACUAGCCUGAGCCUGGGCCCCUGCCACACUCCCUCCCUGCCCUCCCAGCGGCCCCGGCCCCUGCCUUCACCCAAGGUGUACCUCUAUAUCCAGAUGCAGCUGUGCCGCAAGGAGAAUCUGAAGGACUGGAUGGCCCAGCGGUGUCAGCCAGAGCAGCGGGACCGGACUGAGUGUUUGGGUAUCUUCCUGCAGAUUGCCGAGGCUGUAGAGUUCUUGCACAGCAAGGGCCUCAUGCACCGGGACCUGAAACCUUCCAACAUCUUCUUCACCCUGGAUGAUGUGGUGAAGGUGGGCGAUUUUGGGCUGGUGACAGCUAUGGACCAAGAGGAGGAUGAGGAAGGGGGAGCAGUGCUGACCCCCAUGCCAGUCUAUGCUAGGCAUACUGGGCAAGUGGGCACCAAGCUGUACAUGAGCCCUGAGCAGGUUUCCGGGAACUUUUACUCUCACAAGGUGGAUAUCUACUCCCUGGGCCUGAUUCUGUUCGAGCUGCUCUAUCCCUUUAGCACCCAGAUGGAGAGAGUGCGGACGCUGACGGAGGUGAGGAACCUGCAGUUUCCACAGGCGUUCUCUCAGAGGAACGUGCAGGAGCUCGUGAUGGUGCGCCGCAUGCUGUCUCCAUGCCCCAGCGAGCGGCCGGAGGCAGUGGACAUCACGGAGACUCCGCUGUUCCAGGAGCUGGAGGUGCCCAGCAGACUGGUCCUGAGGCAGCGCUCCCGCACAUACAGUUCCUCUGGGGGGUCCCAUACACGCCAGCCCAGCAGCUGAGCCCGCAGGGCUGGAUCCUCCUGCUGUGCCAGGGACUGCCAGCCCGUUGUCACCACACAGUUCUGAGCCGCCAGACCCCAGCCCUGACGGGUCUGCCAGGGUUUCCUUUUCCACAUGUGGCCAGUCUUGCCUUCACUCGGCCAGUGUCUGCUCCAUCCUCUGCCUUGAACAAACGCACAUGGUCACUCAUUUCAGCCUGCCUAUGAAAGACAAUCUCUUCAUCUACCAGCAGCUUCUCAAACACUUAAUGCUGGAAAAACCCACCGUUAUCAGCUUCUGAUUCAUUAUCCUCAAUUUUGGGUUGCACAAACUGUCCUGGCCUGCACCCUGCUGUACUCGAUAGCGUCACAAAAUGUCUGGGACCCAUACAACAGUUUUGUAUAGCUUGACUAAGAGCCAGCCUGGUUUGGUUCUUACUUACUUGGAUCUUUUCACUUCCCACUAUAGCCUACAGUGUACCUCUGUUUCUUAUUGACUGCUCAGACAGGCAAGCUGUGCACAGAUGGUUUGGUCAUCUUUUUUCAGUCCAAGUCAGUACAUGAUGUCACAGCUACUCUCUUCAUCUAAGGAUGUUUAACCCUUUUAAUCGAUAGACUGGGAUUUCUCUCUGCCAUGAGGAGGACUACAGUCUUUGGUGUCUGUGAGUCCUUAUGAAUUUUGGUGGAUGGGGGUUGGCGGUGAUCAGUUGACCUGUUCUAUCGCUAGAUGAGAUUUUUCAUCUCUUGCCGAUAUAUUGAAUCCAGCAUCAUGGCAUCCUAAAAUAAUUUUAAAUGCAGCCUUUUUUGUGAAAUGCUUCUCAAAAGAGUUUUUUAUGUUACAAUUUAAAAAAAGGCUGGGGAAGGUCCCCCUGACCCCUUGACUCUGUGAGCAGUCUGACCCUUCAGAGUCCAGUUUGCACAGUGUUUCCCUGGUGCACAGGUGAGGGCUGUGGCCUUGCCUGAUUUCCAGGCCCACAGCUGUCCAAGGUUUAGCCAGAGCGAAAGCUGGAUGCCCUUAUUGCCCUGGGAGAGAGCACCGUUGUGUCUGUUAUUGAGGAACAGGCUGUGCUGUAGCUCGGCAGUGGGCAGCCUUGGUCCUGAAGGACUGAAAGAUCCUUCCGAUUUUCACCAUCAGAACUCUCACUUGUUUGAACUAAGCAAUUAUUUGCAAAGUUGCACAAUUGUUUGUGGGUGGUUUGUAAGCUGGUAGCAAUUUAAAAAGAUGCACAAAUCAUGCUGGACUGCAGUUUCCCAAGGCCAGGCCUGCCCCUGACUGCUCUAGACUGGAACAGACAGUGCAGCCUUUCUGAGACGUAGACGUUUGUCAGCUCCAUGACCUUUUGAAACUUAUUCACUGCUUAUAUGGUUAAAUCUCAUUAUCCACGGCUUCAGAAGAAACGGUUAAACCUGCAGGGUUGCUCACCUAUGGGCUUUAAUAUUUUCCAUUCCUGGUCUCUGCUGCAGGUUAACAGAAGUGUUCUGGGUCUCUCGGCCCAUCAUCCCCUCUUCUCUGCCCAGUACUCUGAGAGAAGAGGCAGACUAUCUCACUGUGCCUGGAGGUCAGACUCCUCUGUCUUUUUGCUCCUCAUUCCUCUCCUUCACAGCCUAGGCCUGCUCCCAGAACACUAACACAGAUUUCUUUAAGCUGCUUUCAAAAGCCAUAUGGGAAUUCUGGACUAGUUAAGGAUUUUAGUUCAAAUUGUCAUUUUUAAUGCUUCUUCAGGCAACGUAAAACCUUCCCGUUAUGUUACGACAUGUUGCAGACCUCGCCUUUAAUAAAGGGAGUUAAAAAAUGCAUUGAAAAUGGCCUGCGGACCCAAGGUUCAAAAUCUUGGCUGCUUGGAGUCGCAAGUAGGUGUGGAUAAUUUUUGAAAAAUGGGCGAUUUCUUGAAUUAGAUUUUGGAAAGCUGGAUUAUGAUAUAAAAAUGCAUGAAUUUCUAACAUGCUUAGAAAUGACGAACAGCUUUCUACUUGAGCACAAAAGAGGAGAGCUGGUUGCUUCACAUCGCAGCCAGCAGAGGGAGCUGUGGUGUGAUGACAUGACAGGCCUUCCUCCUGAAGGAAGGUUGCUGUUCAGUUUUCAUUCUUUGUUGACGGUUCUGUCUUUUCUCUUGUGUAAAUAAUGACUUUUAUAUCUUUAUCCAAGGGCAAGCUUUACCAAUACUGUACAUAAUGUUUUUUCAAGUGUGGUACCUUCCAACAGCUGUUUAUGGUAUUAUGUCGGUGUUGAAGGGGGAAAACGGGUGUUACACGGGUAAUGAACUGGCUCUUGCCCAUUGUUUCACUGUGUGCAAGAUUCAUGAAUUGCAGAAGAAGCUGGUUGGAACUGGCAAUGCCUUGUUUUUAUAGAACUGCAUGGAAUUCUGUUUUGGAGCACACUGGACAACUGGCCCAGUAUCGGUCUGUAAGUGUGCUUCCUGUACAAUUGUAUAUGCAUAAGGAAACAAACAGAAGAUAACCUAAGAGUCUCAAUUGAAGUUCAAGCUGUAUAGUUCUUCUGAUGUUUAUUUAAAUUUGUAUAUUUGUUUUUUUCUAAGCAGGUGUGUGUUCCGUCUGGGAAGGGGCUGUUGAGAUACUUGAUGUGGCCCUGUUCUGCCCUGUCCUCUCACUUGGUCACAUUGAAGGGUCCAUUUGUUCUUGGUGGUUAUUCCCAGUUCCACUAGUGUGACUGUGACUCCUUUUCCCAGCCUUCCAUGAGGCCAUGUUUGAAAUCUCCAGUUUCACUGGCUCCUGAGCGGUAUCAUCUGAUUUAUCUAACCUUUAGGUUUAGCCCUGUACAGGUCUCAUUGCUUGGGCUCUAAAGGCAAUAAACAUUGUGAUCUCUGGAGCGCUGGGAGGAGGUAAUCAAGUCUUAUUAAAACCGGUGAGCUGCAGGUUGACGCUGCUGAGGACAUUUCUGUCAAUGCCACCCCAGAGCAUGGAGGUGUGCCCUCUGCCAUGUGUGUUUAGGAGCCAAACACCAGCCCCUUUCUGCCACUUCAUCUUGCAUCAGCAGUGUUCCACGAAUACAGGACCUUGUUCUGCUCGCGGUUUCUUUGGGUUAGUCUUCAGUAUCUUAACUGCAGAGUUAUUGUUCAGAUGUUUUCUCUCCGGGACUCAUGAAGAUCUCUCUCGGAUAGCUCCAGAGCUUUUUCUUAUUUUCUUUUUUUGAUCUUCAGCAUUUACUGAGAUACAAUCUGCAAAAUUAGUUUUGCUGAACGUUUUCAAAGAGAGGUUUGUUCGUUAUCUCUCUUCCGUUAGUUCAGUGACCAUAUUGGGUUCUUCUCCAUUAAUGUCUGGCUUCAGUGACCAUAAGAUCUGGUGCACCACAGUCACGGUGGAUCUGUGGAUCUAUCCCCUUUGUAAGCUAGUUUCAGUGUCUUUAAGCACAAUCUGUGUUUUCUGCCUCUGUUGCAAUGUAAAUAUGUAUUUUUGUUUUUAUUUAAGUUUAUUGCAAAAUCAAUCCAUGUGGGUUGCUGGUAUGAGAGAAUGCACUUCAUGCAAUAAUUUUCAAGUGCAUUGAAAUAUGCGACUUCUUACAAGUCUAAAUUUAAUAAAACAUUCUAUGACAUUUGUACAA